GAAAAACUAAAAACCACCCACAAAAUGGCUGCUGCAGCUCAGGAGUAAGAGAGAGUUGCUGCUGUAGUGAAAUCAAAGAACAGCCAGAGACAAGAGCACGUCCAGAAGAUUCUCCUUACUUAUUUGUCAUUACGGACAGCCACAUUUGAAAGAGGGGUCCAUACAGGAUUUGGGGUUUUUAAUAUAAACUAAAGGACCCCUUUGUGACAGUGUAAAUCAUAUUUUGUUAAUUGUUUCUGUGAAGACCAAUAUGGGAAUCAAAGGACUUCAGGGGUUUGUUCAGAACUCCUGCUCUGAUGUAUGUAGCAUGGUGAACCUAAGAACUCUAGCCAACAGAUACAAGUCCUCCAAUCCUGGCAGUACUCCUACUAUUGUGGUGGAUGCAAUGUGCUGCAUUCGGAGAUGGUACACACCAAAUGCUUGGGUUCAUGGUGGCCAGUGGAAAGAGUACCUUAGUAGUUUGCAGGACUUCAUUGCAGCCUUCACUGCAGCUGGCAUUCACCUUGUAUUCAUCUUUGAUGGUACUGUGGAACAAAAGAAGAGAACAGAAUGGGUUAAACGUCGUCUGCAGAACAGCCGCGAGAUAGCCAAAAUCUUCCAUUUCAUUAAGGCUAAUAGGGAGCAGCCUGGAAAAAAUAUGUUCUUCAUCCCUUCUGGUUUAUCCACUUUCUCUCGUUAUGCUCUGAAGCUUCUGGGCCAGGAAGUUAUCUGCUCCAAAGUUGAAGGAGAUUAUGAAGUAGCAGAGUAUGGUCUACAGCACAAAUGUCUUGGAAUUCUGGGAGAGGACAGUGAUUACCUCAUAUUUAAUACUGUGCCAUACUUUUCUAUUGGCAAGCUCCACCUAAACAGUCUAAACACUGUAAUGUACUCACGGGAGAAUCUAUGUGGAGCUCUGGGCCUUCAUCUUACAGACCUUCCUCUGCUUGCUUGUCUACUUGGCAAUGACAUAGUACCAGAGAACGUGGUAGAAGGCUUUCAAAGAAAAUGCACUGAACGGUAUCCUUCACAUUCAACUGGCAGUAACCAGAGAGCUGUUGUUAUCCAGGCAGUAGCAGCCUUCAUUGCAAGCCUAUCUCAGUCGCAGCACUGUAUGAGUGAGGUUGAAGAGAUGCUGCCUCACUGUUUUGACAAAACCAUGCUAUACAGGGGUAUUAAAUCCUACAUAUUACCAGAGCAAAGAUCUCCUUGGGUUUCUACACAGUCACAGUAUAGUUACCCAGUUCCAAAUCCAACUGAAUCAAGUGUGUGUCAAGACAAAGAUAUUGUUCAGAUUGCAAUGGAUGAACACUAUAAAGGAAACAACAGCAUGAUAUGUAAUGUGCUGUGUCACGGGGAAACAGAAUGCAGUAACACUUUGGAAGAUGACAGUGACACUAAGAUCCCUGGACAAGCUUUGAUAUACAAGUUAGCCCGACAGCAUAUUUAUGCAAUCUUGCUUGGCACUGGAACUGGCUCCCAGCAUUCGUGCCCUGUGGUCAAGGAAUGGUUUGUCUAUCCUGGCAAUCAGCUCUUGCAGCCAGACCUAGUAGAAGCAGUUCCACUCUCUAUACCAGGUGGAACACCUAGCGCAAGGAGCUUGUGGCUAUCUGUAGAUCCUGACAUUCAGAAAAAACGUUUCUACACGUGUUUGUCGUGUUUUCAUGCAGAGAAUGCUGCAGACGAACUGAGGGCUUUAAAAGAACCACACGCAGCUGUCUGUUGCCUGCUGAUAUAUCUGACUCUGCAGGUGGAGACCCUCAGUCUGAAGGACGUAGAAGCUUUUUUGGCCCAAGUUCUGUGCUUUGGAAGGAAAUCAGUUGCUCAACUAAAGAGCUUACAGCUUCCAUAUGUUGACUCCAGAGCAGUGCACCUUGCUUAUCUUUUCCUUCGUGGGCUUGUUACUUUAAUGGGAGCCAAUAGCGCUUGCUUCUAUCCUUUUAACAUGAUGGAACUGAUGCCGUGGAACACUUUUGAUGGGAAGCUCUUCCAUCACAAAUACCUACAGUGCCAUGGUGGCUGUUCUACAGAGGAGCUAUUGGAAGGAGAUGAGUCACUGAUCACCCUAUUCAAGAAGCUAAGAAGCCUUAUCUGUGAUGUUUGUGCUGCACAAAACAGAAUCUUGCAGAACCCAGAGAUUGAGAGUGAACCUGCAUCAGGCACAACAGGUUACUCCGUUAGAGCAGAACAGAAGCAAUUUAAUUGCCCAUAUCAGCACAACAGAAGAACUGAGUGGCGAGGGGCUUCAAGACAGAGGGCCCAUUACCAAGAGCGGAAUUCAUAUUUUAAUUCUUCUGAUGAACAUGUAACAAGAGAUCGUGUGUGGCGCAGUUCUGGCACACCAGACAGACAGUAUUCAAAUUUUUCCAGUGAGAAUAGAUCAAGAAGCAGAGGACCAAGAACAAGAGGCCAUCAGUUUUCUAAUCGAUGGUCCCAACAGUGAUAAGAAGCAAGAACGGAAAGAGCCUACAACAUCUAUUUAUCAAGCAGCUCAGCUUUUUAAAAUAUGCAAUAACUGUAACAUUAGUACUGGUACAAAGCCCCAAAUCUGGAAUUCCAAAAUCCAAAUUUAUUAAACUUUUUAAUUAAUAUUUUUAAAAAAAGUUAUUUUUAUAUACUGUGUAUAUAUAUAUAUAUAUAUAUAUAUAUAUAUAUAAACCCAACAUAAAUGUAUUUGGUUUAUCUAUUGGUCUCUUUUGCAUUAGUUGGGAUACACCCUAGUGGUUACACGAAGAUAUUUAAUUUUCAUUGCUUAUUUAGGGCCAGAUUACGAGUGGAGCAAAAAUUAACGCACCCACCUGAGCGUUAAUUGUGCUAAAAGUAAGAUUUUUGCGCUCGUCGGGUUGCGCUCAUAUUAUGAGCUGAAAGUAAACUGUUUUUGCUCUCGUACUAACCCUGACAAGCGCAAAAAUCCAAAAGUUAGAAUUCUGCGUGCGCGAUCACAUAUUCCCCCAUAGAAGUCAAUGCAGAAAUAAAGUGGGGGGGGGGGGAACUAACACCCCACUCUAGCACAAUCCCGAUCGCAUGUUCUCAUUUGCCCUAACCAACAUGAAAAUAUGAAUAUUUCACAUUCACAAUUUUUCUUUAUAUAUAUGAUGUGUUUUUUUUGGUAAUAUAUAUAUAUAUAUAUAGAUGAUUAUAUAUAGGUAUAGAUAUAUAUAGGAAUAUCCCGCUAUGUGCAGAACAUUGGUAUGUGAAAUAUUUACAGUAAAUACAUAAUUAAAAAUUAAUAGUGCAUAAAUAUGCUUUUAUAUGUUUUCAUCUACGUAACGACAAAGGGCUCCACAUAUAUAUAUAUAUAUAUAUAUAUAUAUAUAUAUAUAUAUAUGUGUGUAUCUUAUGUGUGUACAUAUGUAUUUGUGUUUAAAUGCGUAUAUAUGUCUGUAUUGUUUGUGAAUAAUUUGUAUUAAAUAGUGUUAUGAGUGUA
Molecule: messenger RNA, 3403 nt
Organism: Bombina bombina (fire-bellied toad)
Lineage: Eukaryota; Metazoa; Chordata; Amphibia; Anura; Bombinatoridae
Gene: FAM120B
Product: family with sequence similarity 120B
Exons: 13
Coding region: 251-2419 (722 amino acids)
Cellular component (GO): nucleus
Molecular function (GO): nuclease activity
Source: RefSeq, a predicted model, not a curated record